AUCCUCUUCGCUCUGUUGCCUGAUUUCGUGUUGGCCUAUGCGAUCCACUUACUCGCUCAUGAUCCAGACUGGGAGGAUCCGGACGAUGUGGCUCGACUCAAUGUUGUCAAGUCCGCUCUCUGGUUCAUCAUGGAACCGAUCAUGGCUGGUGGAAAUAACUACACGCUCUUGAGGCAGCUCUUGGAACAAAUCAAACACUCUCAGGACGCCCUCAGACCCGGCGAUGAGUCAAUUAACACGAAAAUCUAUAUGGCCUGUGACAUCGCCCUCGGUCUUCUCCUAACUCGCAGCAGUAACAUAGUCUGGCGAGUUUGCGAGUUCGAAAUCAAGCUCCCUCGUAGUCUCUUCCAUCGUGCGCCCUCCUCUUUCUCUAACCCGGAUUUCGCCCAAAUCUGUCCCUCUGCAGCCAGAGGAGGAGGAGGUGACGGCUCCGGCAAAACUCCCCCUCCUCUCAUCACCUUCACCCCAACCAAGAACUCCAAGGCUGUCAAGGACGGUCUGAUUCCACCUCAACUGUUGAAAGUAAAAAAUCCUGCUUCUUCAACCGCGAAGUCGCGGCAAAAGCGACGUCAACAACAGAUGGAGGAAUCUGUGGAGGAGUCCUCGGAAGUGGUUGUCACUGAGGAUGAAGAGAAGGUGGAAGAGAAUGUGGAGACGGUUGAAGAGGCACGGGAGGAAAGUGACAAAGUGGCUAAUGGUACCAAUAAUUCUUAUGAUGUUGACCUGGAUAAAAGUGAUACUGAUGCAAAGGCUCCUGCUAAAGGGGAUAAGUCGAGUAAGAAGCGAAAAAAUGAAGACGAGAGCUCCAAAUCUAAACCCAGUUCCAAACGAGCGAAGCCCGAUGAUGAAGAAAAGUCUGAGAAAGUAAGGCCUUCGAAGACGGACGUCACAUCUCCGAAACUGGCCAAGAGCAACACCUCGCGACCAAAUCUUCGUUUUCGACCAUUAACACGCGAAGAUGAUGUCAGUGUUAGUGACAAUGUUAACGAUGCCAGUUAUUCUGAUACCGGUCAUACUGCUGAUUUGGAUUCUGAAAUCACAUCUCUCGAAAAUUGCCAUAUUGGUAAUCAGGAAAAUGAAAGGGAAUCUACGUCAAAUGCGGAAAUAAUUCGCCGACUUCUACGACCUGUCAAAGAGAAGCAUUCAUCGAAAGAAGCUGAAGAGAUUCGCAUUACUCAGUUAUACAAGCAUGCUCUGCAAAUGUCAUCAGAAUCUGAAAGUUCGCUUGAUGCUAUUCCACUGCUUGAGAGCAUUGUUCACAGUUUCCUUUUCAGAGCGUCUUCGGGUGCUCCACCACAUCUGAAAACAAUAAACUUUGCCAGCUGCAGGCUUCUCGCUACGCUUUAUUUAAAAUCCAACAAACCUGAAACCGCUUUCAAAUUGCUUAAAACUGCCGUUGAGCUGGAUCCGACAGAUCUUGGUGUCUGGAUAAAGUUGGCCACCACUUCUAUCACCCUGAACAAGUUCGAAGAUGCUGACAAAGCUCUCUUCCACAUUCUUCAAGAGCAGCCCUCUCAUCCGGUUGCACUUUACUGGGCACAAAUCUUCUAUUUCGGUGUCUGCGAGCUGCUUGUAUGUCUAAAGUAUUCCAUACGUAGUCUCCUCAUUAAUCCUCGAGACCAAAUGGCCGUUUAUCUGAUUAAACAAGUUCUAUCAAUCGAAUCCUGCUGUGAUCAUCUCAUGCAAGAUCUUUACAAAGAGCUACCCACCGUCUUAGAGGAUGUUGAAGUUCCGGAUGCCGUCAAAGAACACGUUGAUGAACGCUGGAAAAAGAUUCGCGCUGCGCAUAGGGCGAUGAUUGAUGAGCAGAAUAAGCAGUAUAUAUUGAAAACCUUCAAGUUUCCCGGUCCUUUGUACAAACUAACGUGGGAACACUUGGCUAAUGCUGUAGUCAGCAUGUUCGACAAACUUAUGAAGGAAGACUUGGUCGAAGCCGGUUUAGAUUUGGGUUCUCUUUUCGAGGAUGGUGAAAUCCCUCCAAAAGAACCACAAGUUGUGGAGCCCAUGGAAACAGCCCUUUCGCCAGCUCAGUUGUCUCAAGAAGAGUUCCCUGCAUCUGCAUCGAUCGUUGAUCUUGAGAUGGAUGCUCAAUCACCUGAUGCGAAUGCUACUGAAUAUGGCCCCUCGCCCACAAACACGAAUUCUCAGCCAAAUUCACAACGUCUCCGUCGACCAGCCGUGCCUUUCGACGAAUCAUCUGCACACGCAGGUCCUAGCGGAUCCCAUUCUCAGACGGCCACCCCUGUAAACCUCACCGGUCCCGCCACUGCUGUCCCGGCCUUAAAGUCCCCAACCGGUGCAAACGCCGCCGCUGCAGAGGCUCAACGAAUUAGAAAUCUUUGGAUGAGGAUUGCAAAACGCUUUCAUAACCUUCUACCCGUUUGUUUCGAGGACCUUGCUGCAAUAUCGAGUACAAAGACUCCUAACGGUGGUGGUGGUGGUGAAGAGAAAUCACUGGCCACAAGAGAACCCCAAAUUGACGAGGACGAGGAGGCUACAACUGCAGCAAUCGAAGCCGGACCUACCGAAGCGGAUUUGGUCACUGAAUUUCUGCGCAUUCUUAGUGUUGAGGCAACGAACGCGAUUUUUAUGGGAAUUCCUUUGCUCCUUCAGAUGACAGAAAGGGUUAAAGUCUGGACUCAGUCUUAUUCAACGGCAUAUCUUGCCCUGAGUGCCCGGAUUCGUUCUACACUUCCAGUUUGGGAAUGUAGGGAUGUGCCCGAAGUUGAACACCCCUAUCCCCCCACCGAAGAACUACUUAUCCCCACCGGUUUAAUUCGUCUACGCCGUCGACCAACGAUAUGGCAGAUAGCCAAUCUUCACUUCUCCUACAUUGAAUCGCGUCUAGAUGCUCUAGUCCUCUGUCGGAAAGCUGAAGAUUCAGCUAAGCGUCACCUGGCCUCGUUGAAUGGUUCUGGUGUUGAGGACACCGACCUGAAAGCUCUCUCAGAAGCCCUACAAGCCGACUCGAAACCGUAUUGGGAGCCUGAUGAGACAAUUCAUUAUCAUGAUGAGUGCAAAAUGCUUCGAGCACUUCGAAGUCUUCCUGAAGAUUCGCCUGAAACUACCGUCUUUGAAGGAAGAUUGUUGUGGAUAAAGUAUGAAUGGAGUUCGGUUGUGCACAACUAUGAUGCGAUGAAGGAUUACCUGCUUCAAGCCAAGGAAUUCAUAACUAAGAAUGGUCCACUUCGGCGUGUAUGCUCCUUCAGAAAUAGUUACAUAACUCUCGAACGAAUUGACGAACUCUUGGCCGAAGUGGAGGAUGUUUCAAUCGGAGCUCGGCUGGAACAUUUGUGCAAGUCGCAGCAGGAUACCACAAAAUUGAUAAAGGCUCUUAAGGAUUGCAUUCAGUCGCAUUCCAACUUCCUUCAAAAUAAAUCCAAAGUUAUUUCUUCAAUGUCCCCCUCUGCUCGAUUGGAAAGCCUCCCUCGUAUCUGCCAUAUGUUUUUCCAACCCCUUCGAACUCUCAGCAGACGUCUCACAGACGCCUACAAUGACUACUCAAGUGAUGAAGAAGAUGAAGUAGUCACAAAGUCGGCUCUAGAUGGGGUCAUUGUUCUCGCUAUUCGAAGUUGGCGCAUUGGAACCCGUUUUCUUGAUCUCGUGUCGACGAUCAUUGGUGGGUGGGAUGAGGUGGGCGGUGACUUUUCGAACUUGCUCUCCAAAGAAGAGGUCGCUGAUGUUUUGGAAGCUUGGAAAAGUGUUACAGUUGCGCUUGACCUACUCCGAAUUUCCUGGGAAGUUAUAAUCAAUGAAAUGGACUAUGGAGCAACGACGAAGGUCUUCAAUAAGAAGCUCACUCUGGAGUCCCUCUGCACGAGAGUCCUCUUCACCUUCAAACCCCCUCUCAAGGAGGGUGAAGAGUCCAAACCCACAGCACUACACAACAUGAGCUUUGGGGAAAUUUGUCAAGGUCUUUGCCUCACUGUGAAUAUCUACGCCUGGCGUCUGUACGCAACCGGUGCUCUGGGUCUUCCACCACCCAACAUUUAUCUGGAUUUCACUUUCUUUCCCUCCGAACUGCUUGAUGCGCUAGAGCUGGGCUUUCCUCUGCACCUACUUCACUCGGAUUUGGCCAUCUACCGUUCACUCUAUCUAUUGGGCGACGAGGCUACUGAGAAAAGAGGUCGAGCCGCAGCUCCUCCAAGUCGCUAUUGUUUACAUCUCUUCCAUGACCUUAUUCCUCUCAUCAAUACAAAUGCGCGUUGUAUCUCCCCUGGCAGCAAUCCCCUUGGCUUGACCUACCUUCGAUGCAUCGGAGUCACGGUUGCGGAGACUCUCAAGAAGCUCUCCGAGGGCUUUUACCACUUCUGUAAAGCUGCUCCUGACGUCCUCAACUCCUUAUCCACAAGACUUCCCACUGCCUCCUUCCCCGACAACAUUUCUAAUUCGGAGGUUGCUUGGCCACAGGGGGCGAAACGUCUCGGUGAUAUUCUAGCUCAGAUUAUCCAUUGUCUAUGUGGAAUUUCCACGAAAAAUAAACAGCAAAUCGGGCUGAUUUCUUCGGAUACUACGGAUUCCUUAUCGAUUUCCUGUGGCUCCUACGAUACUUCUAUUCUCUACGACGGCACACGGUUUAAACCGAGUGCCAAACCACCAGAAUAUGAAAUUGAGGCGGAGAGCGGAGGAGAAGAGGAGGAUUUAACAUUCAAACCGUAUGAGCCUGAACUACCAGAGCGACCGCCGUCAUGUCUUGCCCCAAGACCCCCGCUUUGGACGAAAGAUGCCGCACUAUUUUACGAGGUUGUUGAAUCACAUCGUCCAGUUGGUUUCGACCUCACAAAUCCUCCAGCUAACGCUAAAGUUGGAUGCUGGUGGCUUGGUGCCAAGCCUUCUGAUAAGAUGGCCAUCUGGCUGAUGGAAGCGGUUAAGCUGUUGCCUCCGGCUUACAAGGAAUUCUUCAUCCCAGAGGAGGAAAUUGAAGACUGCUUGUCGCGUGAUAGGCCCCUACCCAUUCAAAAGUACUACCUUAGUGAUAUGAUUAACCUGAUGUACUACCUUAUUGCUGACUACCACAUGAAAACGUUCAAGAACACAAAUUACGAAAAUUUCCAAAUUGCCAAAGAAAUCUAUAAGAACGAUCUUCGCGUUUCUCCUAACCGGAUCAACACUUGGGCUAGUCUGGCUCUUAUCUACAGUUAUGACAUCGAGCAAAUUCUCAAUAUUACCGAUCCUAGAACGGAGCGAGUGUCUUCGCAAAGUGUGACCACCUGUUUCAGAUGCUUCCAGGUGACUCUCGAGCUUGAACCAAAUUAUCGUUGUAUCCUCCUCGAACAAGGCACCUCGGCCUAUCAGUUGCAUUCCUACGCUUCUCGUAUCCUCAAGAAGUCCUUAACUCGAGGCUUCAAGAGAUCACAUCUGCAUCUAGCUUCAAAGUGGUAUCGAAAGAAGCUCUUCCUUUCCCAUAAUACCUUCCUUCAAUCACUGAAUUUGGAUCGACGGCUUUCUGAUAAGUCAAAUAGUUCCUUGAUCACUGAGACACCUGCAAAGUCGGCGGAAUCUGGUAAACCCUCAACUAAGUCCGAUUCAUCUCCCUCAUUGGAGAUUGUGUCUGUGAAUGGGGUUCCAGAAUCUACUCCUGUGGCGAAAUCCUCUGACAGUGAGGAAGUGCCUGAGACUAGAACCGGGAAGUUGGGUAAUAGUGGAGCUGGUGAAAUUGAUUUUGAGGAGCAGUGGCUUCCGCACUAUAUGCUUGCAAAAUGCGAAGAGAAGGCGGGUCCUGGGGUGUUGUUCCACGAUUUCAGUCAGCCUGGUGGAAAACGAAUUAAGAACGAGAAUGAGAGCCGUGGCGAUUGGAUACUUCGUGUGGUUACCGGUUACAAGCGAACCGCUGAGAUAUUGCAUGCAAAUGGCGCAAAGUACCCCAAGCGCAUCAAUUACAAUAAGCUGCAAACCUUGGCAGUCGAGUCCAUUGAACUCUACUACCGCAUUCAUGCCUUCUUGCUGAAGGAAGUGCUCAAAGCUGGUGAACCCCAACCCUCCUCCGAUCUCCCCUUAAGGCAAAUUUGUGAAGUCCUCUACGAUCUCACUCAAUCUCCCUUCAUUACCGAACCCGCCAAAUUUUCGGCAAAGGGACGAGGGAAGAAACGGCAAAUGACUUUUCCCGAGCCUUCUACAAAGGUACCUCGAUUGGAAGGACCUGGAACUUCAACUCCAGUCAUUGAUGUUGACAGCCUUGAUUUUUCCUUUGAGUCAAAAUCUGUCGAACAGCUUCAACCGCCUGAAGUACCGUUAAUUGAAACUCCGGCUAAACCAGACUUUUCCACACUCUCGGAUUUAGAAUUGUGGAGAAGUGCCAUUGAAUACUGUAAGAACGCUAUGGAGGUGGUUCUUCAAAGACUCCCGUUGCACUACAAAGCCAUGUAUCGCUUGGCUCAUCUCUACUUUACCGCCCCUGGGGAUUUGCAGGAUUUGGACAAGGCUAUGGCUAUAAUGAUGGGACCCUUCGAUCAUGUGGCUAAGAUUGAGUAUGGCGGUUUAUUCAAGGAUCGAAAACAAAGCAACUUCUUCCACGGCGUUUGGCGGAUCCCAACUGCUGACAUCGAUCGAAGUGGAAACUUUGCGGCACACAUGUAUCGAUCGACUUACCUCGUUUUAGACAUUCUUAGGAGUCGCGGUGAUUGGACUCGUAUGCUUCAAGUCUUUCAUCAACUUCGUAAACAGCCCUCUGAAGAUAAACGCGGUUUCCUGGGGGAAUGCGAUCGAGUUUUUCUUGCUCGUCGGGCACUCAAUCUCAUUCAUCCCAGUCUCUGUCUCUUCCUAAACAAGCAGUCCAAUCGAUCGCAGGAAGAAAGUGACGUGACAAUGGAGACAUUGAAGCAGAUUUAUCGCCUGCAUACCUGGCCAAUUGCUUCAAAUCCUGCAUCCAGGGGGGCUGGAGGAUCGGGAGUGCAGAUUCAUUCACCUCUCAAUGCACUCUCACCGUCAUCCUCGCCCACAGCAGCGGACAAAUCGCCUCAAUCUCUCGCAGAUCUCUUAGUCAAAGCAUAUAGGCUGUGCCCAACAGCUUGGGAGGCAUCUGGGCCGGAUCUCUCAGCGGAUCUCAUCCUGAAACGUUGUGCGGAACUCUCCAGUGGCUCGUCCUCUUUCUCGAUCUCAAAGUCGAGCUCUUCGACAUCUUCCUCAAGCAUCCAAAAUACCAACUAA
Molecule: messenger RNA, 7146 nt
Organism: Rodentolepis nana
Lineage: Eukaryota; Metazoa; Platyhelminthes; Cestoda; Cyclophyllidea; Hymenolepididae
Source: the annotation of a GenBank genome assembly